Molecule: messenger RNA, 6426 nt
Organism: Pogonomyrmex barbatus (red harvester ant)
Lineage: Eukaryota; Metazoa; Arthropoda; Insecta; Hymenoptera; Formicidae
Gene: Tmem131
Product: Transmembrane protein 131
Cellular component (GO): membrane
Source: RefSeq, a predicted model, not a curated record
GACAAAAUAACGAGGAACGGCAACAGCAGCGAACGCGACAUCAGUGCAGCAACGUCAGCCGCGGCAUUAUUAUGCCCGAGUCGAAGGUGUUGUAUUGUCUGCUUCUGUCGACGCUAUUCGACGCGACAUCGCAAAUUCGGCCGUCGCUGCACGGCCACAACAAUGCCUUUGUUCAGGAUGACAACGACGUUCAAUAUCUUUUGGAUAAUAUGCCAAUAUCUAUGCAUAAGGACUUUGCUAAUACAGUACAUGGAGCUGGGGAUGCUGUAUUGGAUGAAGAUAAAAUGGAAGAUUCACUCUCUCAUAUUUCUUUUGAGCCAAAUGUCUUGGAUUUCAAAGAGAGACAACUUGGUAUUCCUCACCAAGAAACUGUGAUUAUGUUUAACAAAGAUCACAAUAAAACUAUACAUCUUUCAUCGAUAUCAGGAAAUACACGUCAUUUCCAUUCAUCAUUUUUUCAAAAUAAAGUAAUUCCACCACUAGGGAACACUACAUUUAAUGUUGUGUUUCUUGGUCGAGACGAAGGUGACAUUGAUACACACCUUUUUAUACAUACUUCAGAUGGGACACUUAAGUAUCAGGUUAAAAUUAUCUCUUUCUCAAAUAUACUACUAUUUCAAUCUACUUUGUGUAUAUAUAUCGAAUUAUACAUAUAUAAGUACAUCCUAGUCAUGUUGUAUAAUAUCUAAUUAUUCCCUAUUUGUACAAAGGUGGUGGAAGUAUAUAGCAGUGGUGGAGAGUUUCAAUUAGAACUACCAUCAGGCGAGCCGGAAGGUACUCGUGAAUUAUGGGAAAUUUUACCUUAUCAAACAAAGCCUAUCAUUCGACUAACUUUUAAUGCUUAUGCAGAAAAGAAUCAUACAGCAUACAUUAGAUUUAAAGUGAAUAAUACUGCUGAGGUCCUUGUGGUAGCAGUUGAAGUAGAAGUCAAAAGUGGAGCUGGUCUUCAUUGGGGUGGGAGUUCUGGAAUAAUUAAUUUAGGUAUGGGUGGCUCAUUGCAGCCACCCAUUCGCCACCCUAUUGCUUUAAAAAAUUCCGCGAAAAAAGCAAUUAAAGUUGUGAAUAUUAUAAAUACACCAGUAUCGAAAGCAUUAAAAUUGCAUUUUGAGCCAGCAAUAAUUCCGGGGGAGACAGAUAUACCAAUCGCUAUCGGAAUGCUAGUUUACGAUUGGAAAACCGGUUUGGACUUGCAACAUUUUAAAGGCAAAUUAAUAAUAAAAGCAAUAGGUCCAGGUGGUUCUAGUCAAAAAUUAGCAAUUCCCUGGGUAGCUCAGGUGCUACAGGGUGGAUUAGAAGUAAACACAUCGAUUACUCAUUACUGUUCUCCGCAAUCCAAUCAAGCCCGGAACUUUAGCGUGGUGAAUAAAUUUAAAUUACCAUUAGCUAUUACGAAUGUCACGAUGUGUUCGAACGCGAAAUCGCUUUUUACGAUAAAAAAUUUUACUCCUAGAGUAAUAAAACCUGAACAAAAGAUCAAUAUAUUUUCUUUACAACUUGCCAAAGAAAGGAAGGGUGAUAAUGUGAAAAUGGAGUCAUCGAUAUUGAUACAUUCAAACGUGUCGGUGACCGAAGUUCCAGUGUUGAGUUAUGAUGGCAAAUUAAAAAAAGUUAUGCCAGGCGAAAAGGAAGACGAUAUGGGAACAAUGAAUUUCGGUACUGUAGGAAGCGGUACUGAGAACGAAGCAAUUUUUGCGCUGGAAAAUCAAAAUCCCGUCAAUGUGGAGUUACACAGCUGGGGUGUAAACAUGCCUGGUGCAGUAUUAGAAUUGAUGGGAUGUCAAAACGGUCCUGCGGAUUUAUUGGAUAAGGAAUUUCGAAAUAUAACUGUAUGCAGCCAUUCUGGAAACCAAUAUAUAAAACCGGAGUUUUUGGCAAUAUUUAAAAUUAAAGUGAAAACUCCUAUGGUCGAGGAGGAUACGAUUGUUGGCGAUGUUUUCGUACGAACGACCUACGAGCGGUUUACUUUACCAGUGUAUAUGCGGGUUGCGCACGGCAAGAUUUCCUUGAAGAAGCUUAUUUUUACUGAUUGCUUCCCUGGAUCGAUUUGUGUGCAACAAGUGAAGGUGCAUUCCUCAUUCUCAAGACCGAUGGAAGUAAUGCAUAUUGCACCUAUAAAUAAAGACGAUAGGAUAAAGUAUAUUCCAUUGGAGGAGGCUACAAUGCCAGUCAUAUCCAAAGGCGAGAAUAACAUAGGCUCGAUACAAAUUGAUCCUUCGAUGAUUUGCAAGCAGCAGUGUUAUUUAGGUUUAUCAAUGGAUACCAACACGGGAAAUCAGUGGUUGAACACCAUGAGCCUUCCAUCGCACACUCGCGACUCCGAUUUGAACUUGCUAAAUACACGAUACGUGCGUUUUAUCAAUUCCACUGCGGAUGGCUCGUGGGAGAAUGUCACAAUGCGCUUAGACACGACUGAAGUGCGCAGUCACAGAUUUUACGUGAACAUUAAACCGUACUGGCCGAGCUUGUUGGCUGGCUCCAGUAAUAUAAAGAACAAGAGUGUCCUAAUGUUCCCGUUAACUCAGGUCGGAAACACAUCGUACAGAGCGAUCAAGCUACACAAUCCGAGUGCGAGUCCGCUGAUAGUUCAGCUGGUUAUGGGCUGGAGCUAUCCUCAAGGAGCGCGUCUUUAUCACUCUUUGCCAAUGAAAUUUAAACCCGUAUGUGCGGAGUGUUUGUCCACGGUUCCGGAAGAGUUCAAGCUAGAAGAAAGAACGGAUGAGCGCCAAUUGUUUGAGAAACAGUGGGGUGUAACGAUAGCGCCUCAAACACUUCCUUUAUAUUUAAACCCUUUGGAAACAAGGACAAUUCGCGUGGCAUAUACACCCUUCUCCACUUCGGCGUCGUCUGGUUUUUUAUAUAUUAGAAAUAAUAUGACUAUUUUAGAAGUUGUACGUAUGAGUGGUCGAGGCGCGAGCGCACAAUUUAGAUUCGGCCACCGCAAGCCGGGAUCGUCUACACCUCUGUUGUUUGAACUGACGGACAAAUAUCUUAAAGAUUGCGAACGAGAUCGCAGCAAGCCUGUCACGACUAUCACCGUAAAGCGAUCUUUUACGGCUAGGAAUACAGGAGAGCUGCCUAUCGAAAUUUACGGUUUCUAUAUCAACGACUGGCAUUGCGAAGGCUAUGGUUUUAAGGUGCUCGACUGCACGCCUUUCAAAUUAAGUCCGAAUGCUACUAAAAGGAUUGAGAUAGCGUUCACCCCGGACUUUACGUUGUCGCGCGUGGAACGGAAACUGUUGGUGAUGACGAGCAUGGGACCGGAUACUGGCAAGAACGUCGAAAACGGCGUAGUGAUACUUAAUCUAGUGGCGACUUUACCGAUGCACUCGUUAAAUUUAUGCGCGUCGGUGCUCGCCAGGCCGCCAUGGGAAAGCGCGGUGCAAAAGGCCGCUCUCAUUCUCUCGUCGAUACUGAUGUUGUGUGUCGCUGUAGUCUCAUUCCUCGAGGCGGAUCGAAUAUUACGGGAAGGUUUGUCCAAUUAUUCAAAAGAGAACCCAGUGCAACCGCCUCUGGAUCUAAGAUUGCUAUCGCAUAUUUCGACACAAGGUAACAAUAGUAGCAACGGUUGUACUGUUAAUAAAAACGAAAAAUCUGCAACAAACGACGAGAAAAGCAAGAUGAAGAAAGAUGAGACGUUCCCAGAUUGGUCAUUAAUGAAUGUAAAAAAAUGUAAGGACAAAGAUGUGCAGAAAGGAUUGAAAAUCCCGGACUGGUCUGUCGAGGAAGAACGUAGAUUCAAGUUGGACACCGAGUCUAAGGAUUUGCUAUCCUUCAAGCGAUGCGAGGAGUCGUCUAAUAUAGAUAACAUUAAUGUCGUGAGUACAACAAAUACAUGCGGAUCGAAGAAAAAGAGUAAUAAGAAACAAAACAAUAUUCAAGAGGCUCAAUCGGACAAUUGCGUGGCAAACGAUACACUCGUGGACACUCAGUUAAUUCCAGAGAAAAAGUACGCUGUUACGAAUGUAGUUACAAAAUCGAGUCCGACAAUGAACAGAAAAGGAAAAACGCAAUCGAAUGUUAAGGAAGAGCCAAAAUUGAACGAUCACGAGGUUCCAAUGGACACGGCAAUAAUGAAUAAUAAUCGGGCUAACAAAUCGGACAACAAGCGCAAUAAGCAGACAAAUAAUAAUGGAAACAACAAUAAUAAUCACAACAAUCAGAUUUCAUUGAAAAAACUUGAACCAGCGAGCACUCAAAAGACCAAUCAUCUUUCGGAAGAAGAGACCUCGUCUACGACAACAGAGAGUUCGACUCACGAUGAAACGACAUUGUGUAAAGAUUUUGAUCAACCAUGUGGAAAGCAAGAGAAGCUACAAAGAAAACCGAUAUCUAAGAAAAGCAAACCUCAGUCUAUUCCCCCUGUGCCAUGCAUAGAUUAUAAGGAUAAUUAUGAAGGCGACUGUGAUGAUGAUGAAUAUGAUAAGGAGAAACAGAAUAAUCCAAAUAGAUGGAAAACAAAUACUACUAGAUCCAGUACGAAGCACCAUCAUGUUCAUACUUCACGUACCGUCGAAUCAUCCUUUAAGUUAUCACGUCAAAAUAAAAAUCCACCACGGAAGGAGAAGACGGUGCAGAAACGUCGUAUGGCUGACAAAAUGCACGUUAAAUCUCCUCCUGUAAUUGGAAAUAUAAGUCAAAAAGAAGAUGUAACGCGCAUCAUAGGAACAAUUCCCACUCCAUUACCACCUCCGCCCUCUCGUUGGGGCGAAAACAGGGCUAAGUUCAGUGAUGUAGUAGCGCGAAGUCAAGAGAUCGUCACACCAUUUUCUAAUUUAAGUCAUAUAAAUCACAAGAGUCAAACGAGCACGUCAAAUUUGUCCACAGUAUUCAAUACUGAUAAAGACGUUCAAUAUGCUAAACCAUCGGUGCAAGAGUCACUGCAAGAGUCUCUGCAAACACCAAAGAAAUAUAAUUUGAUGUCAAAUCCAGCCUCCCUCUGUAAUACAAUUACAAACAAAAAUAAAUCACUCGACCCAGAGCCCUUAAUUUUGCAGUCUGAUUCGCAACAUUCAAACAGUUAUUUCAUCAACACUUUUACAGAACAGCCUCAGUUUGAGUGCGAGCUGGUGCCGUAUGACGAUCUUCCAGAAACUGAUGAGCCUUUGGUAGAGUUGGAGACUCCCGAUGAAGAUACGCGGUGCCAAUUGUGGGAAGAUACUAGUCCUAUGAUAAAUUUAUUGUCUGACAGUACGAACGGAUUUCAAUUGGAGUCGCCAAAAACCCCGGAGAAACCAGUUUUAUCUGAUUUAAAAGAUAAUUGGACAGUUGAUACGAAUUGGGAACCGUUAUAUACUAGAGCAGCAGUCGGAGAGGAACGCAGCGGUGUAUGGGGAAUUAAUACGGGAGGUGUGUGGGCUGCGGCACCCUGGGGUGCAGCUGCACCUCCCAUAGCAUCGCAAACAUUACAGUCUGAGACGGACAUGCAAGAGAGAUCGGGAUUUGAUCCAUUCCGUUCACUCAGCACAAUAUGGACACCAUCGUCGACGGAAUCGUGGAGGACAAAGCGCGAGGAUUAAUGAUUUGGAUUUUUGAAGGUUUUAUCUUGUGAUACCGUAUAUUUAUUUUACGAUUUUUUGGUGAAAAUCGAAAGGAAAUUACGACGGUCUUAAUGGCAAUGAGGUAAUUGCUGCAACCACAAUAAUGAAUUCGGAGCUACGAAAAUUGUUGUUUUGUUGCUAUUACGCUGAGCGUACUUUGUGAUAUAAUUGUUACUAUUAUGUUGUACGAUAGUAACGCAGGUGAAGUCUCUCAGACGAAUUAUUUUCGUACAGUUUCUUAAACCAAAAUCUAGAUAUUACAUUUUCUUAUUUUGUAUUUUGUUAUUUAAAGCAACCGAUAAGAUACUUUAAAUUACUUGCGAUGCAGGAUAAUCGAAUAUUUUCUUUUAUUUUUAGUUUUGUUUUUGGUUUGCUUUUGAUUUGUUUUGGUUUGGUUUGUUACAAAGAGUGAACAUGAGUGAUCGCGAUUAACAAUAAAAUGGAAAUAGUACAUAUGGAAUUACAAAAUCAAUAUAAACAGGUGGAAAAGAAAAUACAAUUUCAUAUUAUAAUCACAGCACGUAUUAAUUUAAAGGAAUAAUUGUAUCAUGGAAAUUUAUAAUUUGCUCCUUGACACAUAAUAUACCUUUUCUCUUCUCUUACGAUAUUAUCCGUGUAUAUAUAUGCAGGGAGGAAAAAAUGAAAGAAAGAACUAUCGCAAUAUUCGAGAGUCCCGAUCUUGAUAUUAUGAGUGAUAAUUAAGUUAUUUGAGAUGAGUGAGAACUGUGAUUUUUUAUAGUCUUGACUUGUAGAGAUAUCUUCAAAGAAAUUUUCAAGAGACAAGUUUACAAGAUUACGCCGUAUACACAAAGUAUGAAGCGAAAGAAAUAUGUACCUAUUCUUCAAGACUGGUAAUCGUUGUGUUUUAAUAAAGAAGUCAUAAAAAUGC